Messenger RNA from Gossypium raimondii (Peruvian cotton), 2132 nucleotides. RefSeq names its product ubiquitin domain-containing protein DSK2a. Gene Ontology annotation, molecular function: polyubiquitin modification-dependent protein binding. Gene Ontology annotation, cellular component: cytosol. The transcript is spliced from 8 exons. Gene Ontology annotation, biological process: ubiquitin-dependent protein catabolic process. The coding region runs from base 265 to 1929 and encodes 554 amino acids. The record is from RefSeq and is a predicted model, not a curated record. Lineage: Eukaryota; Viridiplantae; Streptophyta; Magnoliopsida; Malvales; Malvaceae.
CUCUCACACAAACCCGAACAAAGCUCUGGUCUGUUAGAAUCCCCAAUUUUCUCCUCUGAAGAAAUCCCCUUUUAAUUUUUUUACAAUUCUUUUUUACAAAUUUCUCCGAUUCUUUAAUUUUUGGAUUUUUUAAAAAAUAAUUUCGAAUCCAAAUAAAAAUUACAAAAUUUAAGGAAAAGAAAAAGGGAAGAAAAGUGUUUUUUUUUUUUUGUUAUUUGUUUAAUUUUCUAGGGUUUUUUUGAUCGAUCUGAGAGAGGAAGGAAUAUGGGUGCGGGAGGCGAUUCAAGUGAGUCACGACUCGGUGGAAAUGGAGGAGGUGAAGAAGGAGUGACGGUUAAUAUACGCUGCUCGAACGGUACGAAAUUUACGGUGAGGACCAAUCUCGAAUCCACCGUUGGAUCUUUCAAAGCUCUUUUGGCUCAAAAUUGCGAUAUCCCAGCUGAUCAGCAACGGUUGAUUUAUAAAGGGCGAAUCCUGAAAGACGACCAAACCCUUCAAAGUUAUGGUUUGCAAGCUGAUCAUACCAUUCACAUGGUUCGUGGUUUCGCCCCAUCUUCAUCUACGCCUCCUCCUUCAGCUACCACAAAUGUUGCAACUGAUAACACUACGCCAGGGGUUACUCGGGGUAUUGGUUCGAAUGAUGGUGCUGGUCUUGGGGCAUCUUUAUUCCCUGGACUUAAUCCACUUGGUGGUGGCGGCGGCAGCAGUGGUUUUGGUUUGUUUGGAUCCGGACUUCCUGAAUUUGAACAAGUACAGCAACAACUAACUCAAAAUCCCAACAUGAUGAGGGAAAUAAUGAAUACACCAGCUAUUCAAAGUUUGAUGAAUAACCCGGAGUUGAUGCGUAGUUUGAUUAUGAGCAAUCCUCAAAUGCGUGAGAUUAUUGAUAGGAAUCCGGAGCUUGGACAUAUACUUAAUGAUCCUAGCAUUCUUCGACAGACAUUAGAAGCUGCAAGAAACCCUGAACUCAUGCGUGAAAUGAUGCGAAACACCGAUAGAGCAAUGAGUAAUAUUGAAGCUUCUCCUGAGGGAUUUAACAUGCUUAGGCGCAUGUAUGAAAAUGUUCAAGAGCCGUUUUUGAAUGCUACGACUAUGGGUGGGAAUAAUGGAAAUAGUCCGGCUACAAACCCAUUUGCUGCUUUAUUGGGCAAUCAAGGUGGUUCUCAAGCUAGACGUUCACCUAUUAACACUUCUACGACUGGUUCUGAAACCGUCCAAGGCCAAACUUCCCCGAAUACGAAUCCUCUGCCUAAUCCUUGGAGCAACACUGCUGGUGGUGGGGUUACCCAGACCAAUGCUACUACAAGGCCAAAUCCUGCUGGGGAUGCCAGGACACCAGGUGUUGGUGGUAUGGGAGGCCUUGGACUUCCGGAUCUGCCACCCAUGUUGAAUGGAAUGCCAGAUGCAUCUCAGUUGACCCAGUUAUUGCAAAACCCGGCAAUUUCUCAGAUGAUGCAGAGCAUAAUGUCUAAUCCCCAAUAUAUGAAUCAGAUCAUGAAUCUCAACCCCCAACUACGUGGCAUGUUUGAUAUGAAUCCUCAAUUGAGAGAUAUGAUGCAAAACCCUGAAGUACUACGUCAGAUGUUUUCCCCCGAGACAAUGCAGCAAAUGCUAGCUUUACAGCAAUCGCUUCUGUCUCUCAAUCGGCAGCAAUCAACCCCGGACUCAGCACAGACUGGCGGUACUACAGCGGCACCAGGAACUGCCAAUCUAGACUUGUUGAUGAAUAUGUUUGGCGGUCUGGGCGCUGGUGGCCUUGGUGUCCCCAACCAACCCGAUGUUCCCCCUGAAGAACUUUACGCUACACAAUUAUCACAACUCCAAGAAAUGGGUUUCUACGAUACACAAGAGAAUAUCAGAGCAUUACGAGCUACUGCUGGAAACGUCCAUGCUGCAGUCGAGAGACUUCUGGGAAAUUCCGGGCAGUAGUAACUCCUUGAAAUUUCAUGUUCUUUUUUUUUCUUUUUUAAAUUUGACCAAGAAAAACUGUCUCAUGUAAGAUUAGUUGAUUUGGGUUGGUGCCUUAGCAAACCACAGAUUUAUGUUGCAUAUACAUUGUUGAUUCCUUGUUUUUGCCGUGUUUAAUAAGCAAGUAAACACGAUAAAUAUAUAUACCCGAGAACUUGUUGAUA